AUGGACAACGAUGCUGCCAUUGAACUUCUUCAUCGUCAAACCGAGAUGACCUACCAACUCAACCUACCGAAAUACUUAAAUGAAAUGAAAGCUUCAUCCCCUAACAUUCGACAGCAAUUCGACGAUAAAGAUUUUGCCGUUGUUGGUUCACUCGCUACGUUAGAUGCCAGCGUGACGUUUGGCGAAGGAAUAAAAAAUCUAAAAGUUAUCCGGGAUGACACAAUUGCUGGGUUUGAUGGACUCCCCAAUCCUGAUAAUGGCAAGUUACACAACCGUGUUCAAAGACUGAACUCCUUGCGGAAUAUGGUCUGGCUACUAAAAGAAAAAAUGAAGUCUGGAGUGGUAACUGCCGAUUCGCCUUUGAUGGAUAAGCUCAGAGAAGCGCAGACCUGGCUUUCAACCCAAACUGGAGGGCAUCUAGGUCAAGGAAUGACGGCUGUUCUUGAAAAGGUUGGAAUCAUGGACAAGUUGAAAGCAAAAUGGGGCGCAAACUCUUUAAAAUUUAAAAGCUUCUCAGCCGCUGCUGCCAAUGGACUUGACUUUGCCAUCAAUUCGUAUAACACAUUCGUCAAUUCAGUAGCACUCAAUCAAGAAGUGACAGAUGCUAACAUUCUUGCCCUUAGUAGCUCAGUGACAGCUAUGGCUGGGGAUAUAGCGAUGGGUGUCUCACAGAUAUUGGCAAGCAGUGCCAAAGUGGCAAGUGCUGCCGGACCUAUCGGGUUUGCAGUAGCUGCAACUCUGUACAUCGCGUCGUACGCUACCGGAGUCGCAUCAGGAAUAGUAGGGCAGGAGAACCUAGAGCCAAAAGAUUAUGUCAAGAUAUUUCUAGGACCUCUAAUCCCUGCUCCAGAUUUUGCAGCUAUGGUGGAAAUUUUUGACGCGUAUGCAAAGGGAGACGUCUUUCAUGCGUACUACUUGUACAUGACACAAUCGACUCCUGCCGCUUUCUAUAUCGUGGCCAUGGCAAUUAAGGAUGUGAAAACUGGUUCGAAUGAACUGAGCAAAUAUACAGCCUUCUUAGAGUUUUUGAGAAUGGCACACUUGAUUGAAAAGAGGGAUGAGUUCCAGGAAAAGCUCAAGAACAGUAUGAAGUCUAUCAUUAAAGAUAUCAAACCUAAGAAAUUUCUUUUUGCCUAUCCUGCCGUUUUCAAGACUGACGCAGAGAGUGGAGAAUAUUCGACUGAAGGAUGGAACAACUCACCAACAUUAAAACGUGAAUUUGAAAUCACUGAUGAGCUUGUUAACAAGGUUGUGUUCAUGGCUACUUACAAUGAUGAUUUUAAGAAACCAUAUCAAUGUCGUGCUGAAGCUGCUCAAGGAUUCACGUUUUGUCCCAGAGUUGUCGAUCGCGGUGAUAAUGGGUUGAUCUUUUUGGGAAGUAACGAAUUGACUGACAAAGUAAUAUUGGAAGAGAACACAGAAGCUUACGGGAUGGGAGGAGAUGAUCAAUUUGAAUUGAAGUCACCCAGUGGAAUAGGAACAGUCAAAAUCGAUGGAGGGGCAGGAAGUGACUACAUUGACACGAUAAAUGCCCACCGGGAAGGACUAAACUAUAUUUCUGGAGGUGGACCAGAGAGAGAUACCAUCAGAGGGGGAUUUGCUAAGGACAUUAUCUCUGUGGACAACGACGAAGUUUGGGACGUUGAUGGUGACAACGUCUUCUUGGUAGAAGGAGCUGGUAACGACAACAUCCAGGUGGGACCUGGAGCAGACCUCACUAUCAUCAAGAAAUCAGCGGGCACCGCGUCAUUUACCAUGCACAAAGCGAACAAAGAGACAAGAGACAAGCAGAAACCAAAGAGAAUUGUGUACGAUAGUGAUACCAGGUUGACUCAUGGGGAGAACAAUGCAGACAAAGAUAUCAUUGAAGGAAGCUAUACAUACCACGAUGUACUUUCCCUGACUAACUACAAGCCAGACACGUCAACACGAUCGCCUGACCAAAGAAUAGUUCUUAUUGAUCAAGGAAACGCCGAAGGAAGGAGGACCGUGGAUUUUUUUAUAAGUCAGAUCACUCAAGCAGUCGACGAUCUCUUUGAAGAUCACCAUGGCGAAGUGCUCUCUAGUGCCUAUCCUUUUCGUGCUCUAAUGGUGGAAGAUGCUCAGCACAUCUACUUCAAACACAUCGAGAGAUUUGAACUGAGCAAACACAGUUUCAAUCUUCUUCUACUGGCAAACAAUCCGUAUCGAAACACAAGGCACGAAGUGAUUGGUGGCGCGUUAGACGAUUAUGUCAUCAACUUAGAUGAAGACAUUGAAGUCCUGGCUCAGAUGGGCACUGGUGCUAAUCGAGUGUUCUCUGGUCCUGGAAAUGACGCCUACUCUGUCAUUCUGGAUAAUUCCAAAGACGUAAUCUACGACCGGGGAGGUGAAAAUAUCGUUGCUAUCAUGUUGGAAGAGAGCAUGACGCUUCAAGACGUACAAAUCAUGCGGAACGGGAACAACCGUUACAGAAUAUCAAAAAAAUUUGGUUACUCCUUACUUGAUUAUGUGUUCCAUGGCGACAAUGAGCAAGACAAGGUUCAGUUCCUUUUCAGAGAUAACACAGGCAAAGAAGUUGUCUUUAAGAUGCUAAAGCGGCCGCAGUAUGUUACGAACAGGUUUCUUGACCUCGUUAAUAUAAAUGACUAUCAUAUCGGUUACGAAUUCCUUUGUGAAUACAGAGAUAUAAUAUUGAAGAUUUCCCCUGCAAAAGGGGAGACACUUCAUGAAGAGGAAUGC
Molecule: messenger RNA, 2721 nt
Organism: Porites lobata
Lineage: Eukaryota; Metazoa; Cnidaria; Anthozoa; Scleractinia; Poritidae
Source: the annotation of a GenBank genome assembly